AUGAAUAGGUGAAUUUUCCCCAGAGAUUUUCUUUCAGUUUUUGAUCUGGAUAAAUGUUGUUGUGACAGAUUUGAAUUAUUCUCAUUUUGCAAAUCCAAUGUGUGAGGCUUUUUGGGUUUUUUAAAAACCUGAAUGGGAGCAGGAUAUUUGCUAGAAUUGUGGUUUUCUGGCCUAUAUAAAGUGCUUUGUGAAAAUAUUCUUUUUCCAGUCACAGAAGAGGAGCCUACUCGUGCCCCUGUGAAUGAGCGAUAUGUGGUGGUUACUUCUAUCUCCCCCUCCGUGAGUGAACAAAACCAUUGGAAAAUCCUUAUUUUUGCCAAAAACCCACCCUUCGUUAGCAAACGAAAAAUUUUUAUGAAAAAAAUUUGAUUAUCUUUUGAACAAAUUACAUUUUAAAAAAAUUUUUUGCAAAUUAAAUAAAUAUUUGCUUUCAAUUUUUGCAAAUUGGAUUUUUGAAAAAAAAUUACGACAAAUAUUAUAUAAAAAUUUCAAAAAAAAAUUACGUGAAUGAAAAAAAUUUUUUUGUUCGCUAUGGGGCGGGGGGAGUAAGAACCCUGUGCUUUGGCCUAUGAAAGUGCAAUUGGCUUUGGUCAACUGAAAAAUUAAUUACUUGAGUCAUAUUUAA
Blepharisma stoltei is the source of this 625-nucleotide messenger RNA. The record is from the annotation of a GenBank genome assembly. Lineage: Eukaryota; Ciliophora; Heterotrichea; Heterotrichida; Blepharismidae.